Paralichthys olivaceus (Japanese flounder) is the source of this 5608-nucleotide messenger RNA. RefSeq names its product protein phosphatase 2, regulatory subunit B', gamma b (gene ppp2r5cb). Gene Ontology annotation, biological process: protein dephosphorylation; signal transduction. The record is from RefSeq and is a predicted model, not a curated record. Gene Ontology annotation, cellular component: nucleus; protein phosphatase type 2A complex; cytosol. NCBI's taxonomy places the organism in Eukaryota, Metazoa, Chordata, Actinopteri, Pleuronectiformes, Paralichthyidae. Gene Ontology annotation, molecular function: protein phosphatase activator activity.
GCGAGGACGGGCUGAGCCGCCCUGCGGUUUGGUGCCCGGAGAGUUGUCAAGGUUUCUGGUUGUGGAGGAUCCGAGAGGGAGCGAGGGCGGAGACGCUUCUACGAUGCCGAACAAAACGAAGAAGGACAAGGAGACCCCUAAAUCUGCUAAAGUGGGCAAGAGUGGAGGACAGGAGAAUUCAGAGCAUGAGCAGAGCUCGAACAGGAAGGCUAGCAAUAGUGUUCCUCCCACCACUCAGCUGCUAAAGGGGAAACAGCCAGGUUCCCAGACACCUGUCAAAAAGGACAAAAGGCAGAGCUCUUCUCGCUUCAGCUUGAGCAACAACAGAGAGCUGCAGAAACUGCCAGCUUUCAAAGACGUUCCACCUGCAGACCAGGAGAAGCUCUUCAUCCAGAAGUUGCGGCAGUGCUGCGUCCUCUUCGAUUUUGUCUCAGACCCACUGAGCGACUUGAAAUGGAAGGAGGUGAAACGUGCAGCGCUGAGCGAGAUGGUGGAGUUCAUCACCCACAACAGGAAUGUAAUCACCGAACCCAUCUACCCAGAGGUGGUUCAUGUGUUUGCUGUGAACAUGUUUAGAACGUUGCCACCGUCAUCCAACCCCACAGGAGCUGAGUUUGACCCAGAGGAAGAUGAGCCUACGUUAGAGGCUGCAUGGCCACAUCUACAGCUCGUCUAUGAAUUCAUCCUACGCUUCUUAGAGUCACCUGACUUUCAACCAAACAUAGCCAAAAAGUAUAUUGACCAGAAGUUUGUAAUGCAGCUCUUAGAACUGUUUGACAGUGAAGACCCCAGGGAAAGAGAUUUUUUAAAGACCACUCUACAUCGCAUCUAUGGCAAGUUCCUGGGCCUGCGAGCGUACAUAAGGAAACAGAUAAAUAACAUAUUUUAUAGUUUCAUUUAUGAGACUGAACAUCAUAACGGAAUAGCAGAAUUACUGGAAAUAUUAGGCAGCAUAAUCAAUGGAUUUGCAUUACCAUUGAAAGAAGAGCACAAGAUAUUCUUACUGAAAGUUCUGCUGCCUUUACACAAAGUCAAGUCACUUAGUGUAUAUCACCCACAGCUGGCCUACUGUGUAGUACAGUUCCUAGAAAAGGACAGCACCCUCACAGAACCGACAGUGAUGGCUUUGUUGAAGUACUGGCCAAAGACCCACAGUCCAAAAGAGGUCAUGUUCCUCAACGAGCUGGAGGAGAUCCUGGACGUCAUCGAACCAUCAGAGUUUGUUAAAGUCAUGGAGCCCCUCUUCAGACAGCUGGCCAAGUGUGUUUCCAGCCCACACUUUCAGGUAGCGGAGCGAGCUCUGUACUACUGGAACAACGAGUACAUUAUGAGCCUGAUCAGUGACAAUGCCGCCAAGAUCCUGCCAAUCAUGUUCCCGGCCCUUUACCGCAACUCCAAGACCCACUGGAACAAGACCAUCCAUGGGUUGAUCUACAACGCUCUGAAACUCUUCAUGGAGAUGAACCAGAAGCUGUUUGAUGACUGCACCCAACAGUUCAGGGCAGAGAAAAGCAAAGAGAAAGCUAAGUGGAAGGAGAGAGAAGAAGCGUGGCUGAAGAUUGAGAAUCUCGCAAAGUCGAACCCACAGUUUCUGACGUACGUUGACUCGGUAGGCUCAGGCAGUCCAAUGGACAUGGAGACAGACGGGCCACUGCUAGACGAUGUCAAUAUGCUAAAGAAAGCAGUCGUGGAGGAAGCGACACAGGCAGAAGUUAAAUGUGUGUGAAGUAUUCUGGAGAGAAAGCUUCUAAAACCACUCUGUCUCCACGUGUCCAGAUCCAAAAAGACCAGAGGAGAGAGCGCCCUUUGAUGCGAAGGAAAUCAGAGCUCCCCAGGGACAUCUCCACGCUCACAGCCUUGGAGCUGCACCGGAGAGCCGAGGAAGUGUUGACGACGCAUGAUGGCCACUAAGAGACCACCCCGGUAUCCACCAUAAGCCAGCAGCAGCUGAAGCAUCCACAGAAGAACCACAGGCCCACGGAGGCCCGCACAAUGACAAGACGUCUGGUAUCUCAGUCCAGCCCAGCACAACACAGAGCUGAAACAGUCCCUCCUCCACCCGACACAGAAAAUGUGUAAAGCCGCACAUCGAAGCCUGAUUCAGCUUUUGGAAAGCGGCUCUCUGUCCUUACUGAUCCUCACCCCACCCCCACCUGAUUGUUGUCCAGCUGAGACGUUGCGGUGCUGGACGCUCCCGCACGACCAAGACACGCACCGUGAACUUCACCCCCAAGACACUGUGUCAUUCUCUCCUCUCCUUCUGUCGUUCUCUCUCUUUUCUUGUCCUCUCAACCUGUUGUGUUUUCGGGGGUGCUGUGCUGCCCCCUUCUGGUCAUUUCUCUCAGGUGUUUUGUUCUCUGUAUGUGUGUGAGCUGUCUUCUCUUCUUGCCUCUUCUUUAUAGAUGUCAGGUGCUUGUACAAAUAAAACAAGGCCCUCCGCAGAGGACUCCUUGGUUUACUUUAAAAGAAAAAAACAGCAUCAUCUGAUGAGAAAAUGACAGUUGUUUCUAUAAACUAAAUAUUAGCUAUUUCUCGCAACAUUUAAACUAGAACGCAGUUUACAUAUUAUGUAUUUUUUUUCCCAGUAUAGUUUACUAGGAGCUUGUCUUAGAUUAAAACACACCUCCCAUCUGUACAGCUCUGCAGUUUGACAUUUUUCUAUUUUUUUCUCAGUUCAUUUUCCAUUCGCUGUGAGGAUUCAUUGAUUGGUCUUAAUCAGGAAUGGCGGUGGAGCGUGUGCAAAUUAAAAGUGUUGCAGCACAGUUGUGUUCAUCGAGCCAUGCGGGCGUGACAGAGGUCCAGGUUUUUUUCACCUUUCACAUAAAUGUUCCAGCGCAGAAGCGUCAUUGUCGAUGCUAACGUCUCUCAAUAGUUCAGUUCCUGUAUUUAAAAAAAAAAAAGAAAAAGAUCCUUUUAAUUGUGUAGGCAAUAAGUUAACAUGGGCUGUGGGGUGUGUCUGGCUCAGGCCUGCUGCAACAGUUACAUGAGAGGGGGAUUGUGGGAUUUAUUUUGGGCUCCUCGUUCAGCUGUUGUAGGAGCAUGUGUAACACGGCCAUGAGCAUUCAGUACAAGUCACUCAGUCAUUCAUGUGAGGCUUAGGAGAGGUCAGAGACGGAGUUGCCCAUCUGGGAUUUACACAAAGUCGCUGUGUGUCGAGAGAUGUCGGGCAGACAAUGUGCUGAUAGCGAUGUCUUUUUGUACUCUUCUCAAGCAAGACCCUUUUAUUUAUAAAACACUUGUUAGAGAUUAGACCGCGUCAUGGGUGAGGUGUGUUUGGUUUGAAGAGGUCAAACAUGAGCCUUUCUUUUCACAGUGCCUUUUAUAGUCUAAGGGGAUAUUUGCUCAACUGAGAAUCGAGUAGUAGCAUUGACGAAAUGCCAGAUCAUUAAAAUAGUGUGACAUUAAAAAAAAAAAGGACGCAUCUUUAAAUCGGCACUCUGCACACCUCGGGGCCCUUGGACUCCAGCACAUGCCUUGUUGAAGCUGCAAAGUCCGUUUUGUAGUCAAACGCUCGAGAGGAGAAGCAGAGUGGUCGCCCCAAACCACUUCAGCAAUGAAGCACUUCCUGAUAAAACUUGAAAAGAAAAUAGAAACACAACUGAAAAAAACAAACUCCUAAAGAACUGAAUUCUGUGAUGCUGUCUGUCUGGUGUGUGAGGGGUCACCUCCCCUGGGUGCCUGUUGAUAAGAACAAGCCUCCACAGGAGAAGAAAUCACCUCCCAUCCUAACGCUGUCCCAUUCCACUUUUGAUUUGCACCAUUGUUGGACCCCCCCGCCCCCUUCCUCCCCCCUCCCUGUUAAAAGCCGAGUACUACCCUGUAGGGUAUCUGGUUGUUCUGCUUCUGGAUGCUUUCAAGUUCUUGUUUUUGCUGUGGGUUGUAUUCCUCCUUCGCCUGCAGAACCUCUGUCAGUGUUUCAACUGAAUGUGCAAAUUGUAAAUAUUACUGCAGUCACGUUGUUCUAUUCUCUCCAUGUUUGUCUUGAAGAGCAACAUUCACCAUUUUACAAAAAAAAAAAAGUUCCCUGGGUUUUACAGUGGAUCUGCUGAAAGGAAAGUGAUUUCCUCCCUGUAGAAAACUGCAUCAUCUGAUUGUUGGUCGUCAGUAAAGUGUUAAGGCCAGUUUAUACUUCAGCCUUGGAUCAACGCCUCCGCAGAAAUAUAACUACAAGUCGUAACGAAGCAGAUGGCAACAACUUGUGAUUGGUUCACUCUAGAGCACGUCUCGUCCACGUCUCUCAGUGGCCAAACUCAACUCCCACUUCUUCUGCCUCAGUCAGUUCAUCGAUCAUACAAAUCCAAAAAAUGCGGACAGAAACUGAGCAAAUGAUAUAGCAAAAAUAUUCAGGAUACGGGUGCUGCCAUCUUGUGCUUUAAAGGUAUAGUGUGUAGAAUUUAAAACAACAUGGCAGCCUCUGUUGAGAGGACCCCCUCGAUAUAAAUAUAAAGUAUUUAAAUAUAAAGGAACCAUUUCUAGGGUAAAGAAAACAACAAUUCAUACAAUUUAGAUGAAACACACUCGUGGAAACAUCAUGAGAAUUAUUUUAUAUUCAAUUUGUGCCAAUAGAUCCCUUUCACCUAAAUCUUACACACUGAACCUUUAAAUCCAUUUGGAACCAGUGUCUGUGCAGUAGUGACUGUAGUAUGGAGCCAUGGUAUCUAGGUCCCACUGUUACUUUCGACCAAUUGCGAGUCAGUCUCAUAUCUCAUUCAAGUAGUUUUUGCCAUUUUAUAUACAUCAGAUUAGUAAAUAAAAACAAACUUAACAGAAUUAGGAACUUGGACUAACAGUGUGAUACAGACUUCCUAAAAUGACAGAAACCAUAAUUGUUAGGUACUUUUUAGCUUGGUCCAGGUCAAAUCCAUCAACAUGGAGGAGGCACGACUUAUGACAUAUAUACUGCAGCCAGCCACCAGGGGGCGAUCAAGAUGAUUGGGCUUCACUUUUGGGGAGCUGUCAUGUCAUCCAUCUUUUAUACAGCGUGUAGUAAACACAGGAACCUCACGUUCAGUGUCCACCACUUAUGAAGACUUGGCGUCGAUAAUCAUCUGAAGUUCAAACCGGCUUCAGCGUCUCAUUGGUGACUGUUGUUCUUCUUGAAAUGGCUUUAAUAUUGGCUUCUUUGGAGCUUUCUUCAUGUUUGUUUCUUUGUUUUCUUUUUCUUGGAAAAGAAUGAAUAUUGCAAGUGUCCUUUAGUAUAUAUCUCAUACUAAAUGGCUUCAUUUAAUAUUGUACAUAUAAUGUACUUUUAUUUUAUUUUAUGUUAUAACUAUUAUUAAAUGGUAGAUUUCAUAUUUUGUACAAAAUGUCACGUGUACAGAAUACAGAGGUUGUUAGCAACUGCAGACGGUUGGUAUGUGGCACAGACUUCAACACAUGUGACUAUUUACAUUUAGAAAACCAUAUAGAAUUUGGAUAGUUUUUUAUCUACUGUAAUCCAACAUAUUUUCCGUUUUUGUUUUCCACCUUCAGACAUGUGUUGAGAUCCUACAUACAUGAGCUUUUUGUGUGUGCUUUUAUCCAAAUCUCCAGUGGUGUACAUCUAUCUAUAUACAGCAAAUAAAGAGAACAUGUGAGUUUUAUAUUUUCAUCCUAAAAAAAACGAAAA